Messenger RNA from Dioscorea cayenensis subsp. rotundata (Guinea yam), 1934 nucleotides. RefSeq names its product probable mitochondrial-processing peptidase subunit beta, mitochondrial. Gene Ontology annotation, biological process: proteolysis. The transcript has 9 exons. Gene Ontology annotation, molecular function: metalloendopeptidase activity; metal ion binding. Lineage: Eukaryota; Viridiplantae; Streptophyta; Magnoliopsida; Dioscoreales; Dioscoreaceae. The coding region runs from base 133 to 1704 and encodes 523 amino acids. Gene Ontology annotation, cellular component: mitochondrion. The record is from RefSeq and is a predicted model, not a curated record.
ACUUUCAGUCCCAUUCUCCCAAAUCUCACACCAUCCUUCUCGUCUUCUCCAUCGGCCCCCUCUUCUCCACCUCUCCAAUCCCAAACCCUAACCCUAACCCUAACCCUAGAACCAGACCUCCAAGCCGCAUCCAUGGCGAUCCGCAAGCUCCUCUCACUCGCGCGCCGACCCCGCCCACCAUAUCUCCUCCCCUAUCGCACCGCAUCCACCGCAGUCGCUACAGCCGCCGACUCCUCCCCUGCCCCCGUCACCCCUCCGGUGAUGAUCUACGACCAUCUUGCCGCCGCUGUGAAGGCGAAGAUCAAGCGCCUUGAUGACCCUGACCCGCGCUUCCUCCGUUAUGCUUCUCCCCACCCCAACCUCGCUGAUCAUUCCUCUAUUCUCGCUGCCCCCGCCACCCGCGUUACGACUCUCUCCAAUGGCCUCCGCGUCGCUACGGAGUCCACCCUCGCCUCCAGCACUGCCACCGUUGGCGUCUGGAUCGACGCUGGUAGCCGCUUUGAGACCGAGGAGACCAACGGGACGGCGCAUUUCUUGGAGCAUAUGAUCUUCAAGGGGACGGAAGAUAGGACGGUAAGGCAGCUUGAGGAGGAGAUCGAGAACAUGGGUGGGCAUCUGAAUGCUUAUACCUCGAGGGAGCAGACAACGUAUUAUGCGAAGGUGCUGGAUCACGAUGUGCCGAAGGCUCUGGGGAUCCUUGCGGAUAUACUUCAGAAUUCCUCGUUUGAUGAGGCGAGGAUCAACCGAGAACGCGAUGUGAUUCUUCGAGAGAUGGAGGAGGUGGAGGGACAAACUGAAGAAGUUAUCUUUGACCAUUUGCAUGCAACCGCUUUCCAGUACACUCCGCUGGGCAGAACCAUUCUUGGUCCUGCUUCGAAUAUCAAGACUAUCACCAAAGAACAUCUCAAGAAUUACAUUUCAACUCAUUAUACAGCUCCUCGGAUGGUCAUUUCUGCCUCUGGUGCUGUUAAGCAUGAAGAUGUAGUUGAGCUAGUGAAGAAACUAUUCAUAAAGCUUUCAACUGAUCCAACCACUGCAUCUCAGUUGGUUGCAAAAGAACCUGCUGUUUUCACUGGUUCUGAGGUUCGGAUAAUUGAUGAUGAUAUGCCCCUUGCACAAUUUGCGGUUGCUUUCAAUGGAGCCUCCUGGACUGAUCCUGAUUCUAUUGCUCUGAUGGUCAUGCAAUCGAUGCUGGGUUCUUGGAACAAAAGCGUUGGUGGUGGAAAGCAUAUGGGCUCAGAGCUCGCACAAAGGUGUGCAAUUAAUGAAAUAGCCGAGAGCAUGAUGGCUUUUAACACAAAUUAUAAGGACACUGGCCUCUUUGGUGUUUAUGCAGUUGCCAAGCCGGAUUGCUUGGAUGAUUUGGCGUAUGCAAUUAUGUAUGACAUCAGCAAGAUGUCAUACCGAGUUUCAGAUGCUGAUGUUAAACGUGCCUGCAAUCAGCUAAAAUCCUCUCUGCAACUUCACCUCGAUGGCACAACUCCCAUUGCUGAGGAUAUAGGUAGACAGCUCCUUACAUAUGGCCGUCGAAUUCCUGCUGCUGAACUCUUUGCAAGGAUUGAUGCAGUUGAUGCAAGCACCGUGAAGCGAGUUGCAAAUCGUUUCAUAUUUGAUCAGGAUGUUGCCAUUGCUGCCAUGGGACCAAUCACGAAGCUCCCCGACUACAACUGGUUCCGCCGCAGGACCUACUUGCUCCGCUACUAGUUCUCUCAUUAAGUUUAUUUUUGUUUUAGUUUCUCUCAAAAGCUCAUAACAGAGUUUCACCCCGCUUUGCUUUUUCAGAAGACUCUCAGUUUGAAUUUUUUUUUGUUUCAUAUCUAUAUUCCAUUCCGUGAUGUAACAUCCGAUUUGUGCUAAUAAUAAGCAGCCAGUGACAUAACUAUCAUUUCUCUAGUUCCUUCAACCAAAUGGAGCCAUUGGUGUUGUUUCUGAAA